Drosophila bipectinata is the source of this 757-nucleotide messenger RNA. RefSeq lists its product as uncharacterized. The record is from RefSeq and is a predicted model, not a curated record. Lineage: Eukaryota; Metazoa; Arthropoda; Insecta; Diptera; Drosophilidae.
CUAGGCUUCUCGAGUCAAGUCUGUGCCAGGUCUAAGUCAUCGAAUCGCCAGAUGUGGAGCAAAUUUGCAAUCUGCGCACGUAGACGCCUCCAAAAUGUUUUAGCUGAAUUCCAUUCUGGCUCCAAAAGCCAGAGAACCAGUCAACGAUCUUAACUCUGCUCCGAAAGUGCUUACUUGCUUGUUGUUUUGUUUUUAUUUAUAAAUAUUUUGUGGCAUCGUUAAGAAUGCUGUGGUGCAGGGAUGACGCCCGUCUGGGCAUUACCAUUCACGGUUAACUGGGAAACUACCCGACUCCAGUACACUGACUUGGGGAAAACACAUCGCUCUCGGGGCGGCCAUAAAAUCCGCCAGCCUCUGGGCCGAGAGCUCAGUCUCGUUCUAAUCCCAGACCCGCCAAGAUUGUUAAUUGCCAGAGCAUGGAGAACACCGGACUGAUUCGCUUGAGAACCACGAUGCAGAUGCUUUUCGCCGCCAGCCUGCUCAUCCUGAUGACCGCCAUUUACCACGACGACAACGAUUCCGGAUCGCACUACAUCCACCCCCGGCACAGUAUGCAGUUUGGCUAACCCGCCGGUGACCUAGAACCCCCCAGAACCCCAUACUAAGACGCUUAGAAUAACCGGUUGCCAGUUCGACGACAUGUCGGAAGGUAAAUGUACCGCAUAUGGGAUUGCCGCGGCCGGCCGUUCCGCAAAUAGUACCCACAAGUCAUUAAUAAGUUAGUGUAAUAGUUACUAAUAAAUUGAUAUUAUCGGAA